AAUAAUGGAAGCAAAGUUUGGCAGAACAAAUUGUUUCUCCCAGGUAAAGAAGACUGGGAAACUUUCUUUCAUUUUUCAAGUUACAAAACACUUGAAUACUGUUGGAUGAAGAUGGUUUUAAUCUAACAGUUGGAAAUAUAAUUUGUUUGCAUACUGUUUAAGCGUUAAUUAGGAUAGUUAAGGACAAAAUCACAUGUAUCCCAACUAAAACAAGUGUACACCUCCUACAAGUGAUUCUCGUCGGCAAACCUCCCGACGGCGAAUCUGUCGCUCGUCAACCUCUAUAUGCUCAACCCUACCAACUCCUCCUCGACCUCACCGACGACUCUCUUUUUCGACAUGGCCUACUUCGACGGCAGCACACUGGACACAAGCAAUUAGAGUGGUAGAGGUGCUUGCACGACAUCUCGCGCGCCAAUGUUCCUUGCACACGGCGCUGUGCGUCUCCGUCGCAACCAGAGACUCAGUAAUUUCCACCGUUGGCAUUGACUCUAGCGCCACAUUCAACACCGGCAGAUUCUCCACCUUACCCAAGUUGUUGAUCUCAAUCUACGAAACAUACUGUAGCAGUCCGUCGAAUCCCGAUCCGAGCAGAAACUCCGACAUCCUCGACGACAGCGGCCCCUUAUUGUCAAAGCCACCAUAGUAUAGCUCGAAGCUACUCUCUUAGUCCUCCCCCGAUCCUCAGAGCCUGAACGGGGAGUGGUUCAUGGCGUUGCGGCGUCUCCGGCGGAACCUUGCCUUGUCGAUACCACGUCGGCAAUCGCCCGAAGGUGACCUUUUCAAUGGAGCUUCUACCAAACAAACUCACGCCGCGAUGUUGGAUCUCAACCUCAACGCCGAUUCCGCCUCCGACUUGCAAAUGGAGAGCUCCGGCAGCUUCAAUUCCUCCGUCGUCAAUGCCGCCGACACCGACGACUCCUGCUCCUACGGCGACGCCGUUGCCUACAACUUUGCCAUCCUCAACAACGCCGCCACCUCCGACGGGCUUCCCCUCGGCGCCGCCGGAGAACCGUCCGUUCGCACCAUCCAGCUCUUUCCGGCGGCCGAUUCGGGAGCCUCGGCGGCGGCGUGGCUUGAUUUCUCGUCGAAGGUGGAUCAGCACGGUGCUCCGCCGGAGCAGAGGAUCACUCCCCGGCAACAGCAGGUGAAGAAGAGCCGAAGAGGACCGCGGUCGCGAAGCUCGCAGUAUCGCGGCGUUACUUUCUAUCGCAGAACCGGAAGAUGGGAAUCGCACAUUUGGGACUGUGGGAAACAAGUGUACUUGGGUGGAUUUGACACCGCGCAUGUUGCGGCAAGGGCUUAUGAUCGAGCUGCGAUCAAGUUCCGUGGCGUUGAUGCGGAUAUCAAUUUUAACGUUAGCGAUUACGAUGAAGAUAUAAAGCAGAUGAGUAACUUCACGAAGGAGGAGUUUGUGCACAUUUUGCGGCGACAGAGCACUGGUUUUUCGAGGGGAAGCUCCAAAUACAGGGGAGUUACUCUGCAUAAGUGCGGGCGAUGGGAAGCUCGUAUGGGGCAGUUUCUUGGUAAAAAGUAUAUAUAUCUUGGGCUAUUCGACAGUGAAUUAGAGGCUGCAAGAGCGUAUGAUAAGGCAGCUAUAAAAUGCAAUGGAAGGGAAGCAGUUACAAACUUCGAGCCCAGCUUGUAUGAAGGGGAGGUAAUUUCCCAGUCUGAUAAUGAAGAUACCAAGCAAAGUCUUGAUCUGAACUUGGGCAUAGCUCCCCCUUCUUACUCUGAUGGUCAAAUCAAGAACACACCCAGCAACGGGAGUGGUAUGAUAGCUCCGCAGAGCUGGGAUGAUAUCCCUCUCGAUAAGCGAGUUAUGUUUGAGCACUCUGGAUCAAGAUCACGGACCAUUCAGCCACCUCAUCAUGGCUUCUCCAUAGCAUCUGGGCAACAUCCUUCCGUCUGGAAUGGUAGCAAUUUCUUUCCUAUCUACGAGGAAACAGCAAUAGAGAAGAGGAUGGAAGCUGCUCCCGUGCCAAAUUGGGCAUGGCAAGUCCAAGGUCCUUAUGGCAGGGCAACUCUUGCUCCACCCUUCUCUACUGCAGCAUCAUCAGGAUUCCCUUCAACAAUAAUACCAUCAGCUGCGGAUACUCAAAUUCGUUUUCCAAACAUGACAUUCCUCCACUCGCAUUUUCCAUCAUCAAUCACUAACUCCGGCACCAUAUCCCCUUUCUUCUUCGGUAGCUGAAUGCAUUGCUAGGUAGACCAAAGCAAUUGCAAAUCUUCUUGAUUUCACCAUAUGGUUGACAAACUAGUAGGACUAGUUACAAGUAGCAAUUGAAUUUGCUUGGUUCUACAGCUUUUACUAUUUGCCAUUCUACUAGUUUUCUUCAAUAUAUGUAAAGAAAUGCCAUGCCCCGAUGGCUUCUUGAACUCUGCUUUUACUGAUUUUUGAGACUAAGCGUUUACUUUGGUAUCUCCAACAUUCAAUCUCGGUGCUUUUCUAUCUAGAAAAUACUUGAAAAGAUGAGUUUGAUCUUUUUGAAGAGACGGAAUUUGUACAUAUUUGAACGCAUGGUAAGUUCAAUCCAUAUUUGUGGGUCAUUGUCGUGAA
Messenger RNA from Glycine soja, 2560 nucleotides. RefSeq names its product APETALA2-like protein 3. The record is from RefSeq and is a predicted model, not a curated record. Gene Ontology annotation, biological process: regulation of DNA-templated transcription. Gene Ontology annotation, molecular function: DNA binding; DNA-binding transcription factor activity. Lineage: Eukaryota; Viridiplantae; Streptophyta; Magnoliopsida; Fabales; Fabaceae. Bases 710 to 2194 code for a protein of 494 amino acids. The transcript has 11 exons.